CAUGUACAUACAUAGUUCUUUCGCUCUGGUGUGGAAAAAAUAAUAAUUGAAAAUAUCACUUUUUCUUUGGUUAUUGUUAACAUUUAAAAAUAUUGUCGUUUUUGACUCAUACAUGGAGACAAACAUCAGUGUGUUGUUGCUGGCACAGAGUUUGCCAAGUUUAAAUGGAAGUGUUUAGUCAUGCUUAUUAGCACGGUAGCGAUUGUCAAUGUAUUUCUACAGCUGUUUUUUAUCUGUACGUAUCUAUAAUAAAAAGUGUCCUUUAAACUCGUGCUCUUAUUCUCUGUUUUAAAUUCACUUGAUUGCUAUAUUGUUUUAAGUUGAUGAGGAAGAAAUGACAUAUUUUGUAAUGUGGCAUCUGCUUGAAGAUUUUUUGAAUAAUAAAAUAUCUGUUUAUACUUUUUUGUUUUCUGUUAAUGAGAAGAAAAUAAAAGCAGCUGUGAGUAUGUUCCUGCCUAGGUCAGAGGUUUUAAUAUAUAUAUUUAUUAUAGAUUGAGUUACUCUAUGCUGCUUUUUAAACCAACUCUUGCUUGUGCCUGUGGGGUAGUUUUAUGCGGCCGUUUUCUUCCUCAGUGCUGAAGUCAUCGGUCUCUCCUGCUGCUCACAACAAGGUCAGUGUUCAAACUGUUCAACCAACCAAUCAAAAAAGGAGCAUGUGUGUUAUGUUGGGCCAGGAAUUAAACCUUGUGUGGAAGUGUUACAGCAGUGGCGCAGUGGUAUUAAAGGCAUUAAAGAACAUGAGAGAGAAAUACUAGGAAAAAUUCAUCCUCACAGAAUUUUUAAGUAAAACAAACUCCUCUUUGUCUCUUUAACACCAAGUGUCCAUAGAGGAUGUCUCUAAACCUCUACUGCUGCGUCCAUCGCUAAUUUGACUUCACUGUCUUCUGUUCGUAGUUACCUCAUGGUCACAAACUCACCACAGGGGACAGCUGUGAAUCAGCAGCUGUUUCCUUUGACCUAAUUCAUUUCUUCUUUUUUGUCAGCCGUGGUGAAGGUGAGCCCUGACAGUGUUCAGAUAUUUCAUGGACGCAGAAUGUCUCUGAGCUCUGCAGUUGAUGGUGGAGAUGAAGACGAUGGAGACUCCGUUGGGUGGAGGCUGUUCAGAAACAUGUCUGAGGAGACCAGACAGUUGUGUGAUGCAUGGGGAGACUUAAAGGGGUCCAGCUGUGUCACAAUGGACAGUGGAGUUUAUUGGUGUGAGUCAACGGAGACUGGAGCCAGCAGCAUGGUGAUCAACCUCACUGUGACAGAUCAAGCAGUCAUCCUGCAAGGCCCCAGCGUUCCUGUUACAGAAGGAAGUGCUAUCAGACUGUGUUGCACAACAAGAACACAGGCCUGUAACAGAGACGCUGUCUUAUACAAAGACAACACCAUCCUGCGGUCACAACAGCCUGAUGUCACAGGUCUCAUAAUCAUUCAAAACAUGUUCAAGUCCAAUGAAGGCUUCUACAGAUGUGUCAUUAAUGGCACUGAGAAUCCAAACACUCCUCCACUUCAUUUCUUCACUGUUUUGGUUUUGGCCAUAGUUGGUGCUUUGGUUCUGGUGGUUCUUCUGAUUUUCCUGGUUUGCUGCUGGUUUGCUGCUCAAAAAUAUCAAAGAGAUCUAAGGAAAAACUUAAGAUCAAAUAAAAGGAACAUAUACAGCACCAGAAAAUAUUAAAAUGAUACUGAUAUAAAGUUAACUAAAACUUAACCAAGGAAAUAUCUACCUUUGGUGAACGCUACUGUUAAAACAAACCUUAGUGAACCAUACUUUUCCUUUUUCCCCAUUUGAGGUUUGUGGUCUGUGAGCUAAAAGCACUGAUUUUCAAAAUUGUGAAAGACAU
Molecule: messenger RNA, 1826 nt
Organism: Cynoglossus semilaevis (tongue sole)
Lineage: Eukaryota; Metazoa; Chordata; Actinopteri; Pleuronectiformes; Cynoglossidae
Exons: 3
Coding region: 1034-1660 (208 amino acids)
Biological process (GO): immune response; cell surface receptor signaling pathway
Cellular component (GO): external side of plasma membrane
Molecular function (GO): transmembrane signaling receptor activity
Source: RefSeq, a predicted model, not a curated record